Messenger RNA from Monopterus albus (swamp eel), 5525 nucleotides. It is a transcript of the gene adamts5, whose product is annotated as ADAM metallopeptidase with thrombospondin type 1 motif, 5 (aggrecanase-2). The record is from RefSeq and is a predicted model, not a curated record. Gene Ontology annotation, molecular function: zinc ion binding; metalloendopeptidase activity. The coding region runs from base 340 to 3255 and encodes 971 amino acids. NCBI's taxonomy places the organism in Eukaryota, Metazoa, Chordata, Actinopteri, Synbranchiformes, Synbranchidae. The transcript is spliced from 8 exons. Gene Ontology annotation, biological process: extracellular matrix organization; proteolysis.
AGAGAGAGAAGUUGGGGGUGGAGGAGUGGUGAUUGAGCGCAAAGGGGGCAGGACGUUUUCUCUCCGGGUCCUAUUAAGAGCAAACUUUGUGUUUUUGUUCUCCAACUUUAGCUCGGUGCACUCCAGUCUGUGCACAGUCCCUCUCGGCUGCUCUCUUUCUCUUCCUUUUUUUCCUCAGUGUUUGCUCGCCUGCUCUGUACUACUGUUUGUUUUUGCAUGGGGGAUUUGGACACCGGCAGGAUGCGCUUUUUGGAGGAACACAUCCACAAAGUUGUAUUCUUGGCUGGUCCUGGGUUGUUUUAGUGAAUAUAUAGAUGUUUUUUGGGGUUGGAAUGAACAAUGAUGUGGCUCCUUGAUGCUCUGGCCGGGAGCAUGCUCUGGUUUCGCCUACUGUUGCUGUGCGUCGUGGAGUUGGAGCUGGGAGAUGGGGUUCCUACUUUCCAGGGAUUCUAUCUUCCACCUGCGAAUAGGUCGAUUUUCACACCUGCCCGGAGGACAGAUGGGGUCGUACGGACCAUCGACCGGAUUUACCACGGAGGGGGGAAGGUGGGCUACCUAGUGUACCUGGAUGGGAGACGGUUUCAGCUGGACAUGGAGCGGGACGAGUCGCUGCUGUCGCAUCACUUCAGCCCCCAGUAUAUGAUCGCUGUGAUGGGGGAGAGCCAUGCGCCGUUACAGCGGGAGUGCGUGUACCGCGGGACAGUGGACUCCGUCCCGGAAUCCCUGGCCGUCUUCCGUCUCUGUGGCGGGGGUCUUGAUGGUUUCUUUGCCGUCAACAAGACGCACUACACCAUCAUGCCUAUCAUCAGGGCGAAAGGACAUAAGCACGACGUGCGUGCCCUGCAAGACAAGGACGCCGAGAGCGCGCUCCACGUGUUUGUGCGCGAGAGCUUCAGCUUUGAGGCAACGAGCGAAGGGCGCGAGAGCUGCGGGACGCGCGACGGGCAUAGAGGACGCAAGGAUGCGGCUGAAAAACGCUGGCACAGAGGUCGCGGGAGGGGUAGACAGGACAGAAGAGGGCUCAACGCGAAAAACACUGAUGACCAUGGCGCCCGUGGACCGAGAUGGUGGAGCCGGCUCGUUAAAGCGGCCUCUCCAGACACCGGCACGCGUCAGAAGAGGUCCGUCUCACGCGCCAGGCACGUGGAGCUGCUCCUGGUGGCUGACGACACCAUGACAAAGAAAUAUGGCAAAGAAUUAAACCACUAUUUGCUCACACUGGCCUCAAUCGCCUCCAAGCUGUAUGGGCACGCCAGCAUUGAGAACCCCAUCCGGCUGUCGGUGGUGAAGGUAACCACAUUCACUGAGAAGGAGAGGGGCCUGGAGGUGUCCAAAAACGCCGCGGCAACACUGAAGAGCUUCUGCAAGUGGCAGAACCAACAGAACCCGCUGGACGAAGACCACCAGCACCACCAUGACGCCGCCAUCCUCUUCACCAGGCAGGACCUCUGUGGCCACCACUCAUGCGACACCCUGGGCAUGGCGGAUGUAGGCACCAUCUGCACUCCACAGAGAAGCUGCGCUGUCAUCGAGGAUGAUGGGCUUCAUGCUGCGUUUACUCUAGCACAUGAGAUAGGACACCUGCUCGGUUUGUCCCAUGACGACUCCAAGUUCUGUGAGGAGCGUUUCGGAGUGAACAGCGACAAGCGGCUCAUGUCAUCUAUCCUCACCUCCAUUGACGCCUCCAAGCCCUGGAGCCGCUGCACCUCGGCAACCAUCACUGACUUCUUUGAUGAUGGCAACGCCGAGUGUCUCCUCGAUUACCCUCGCCAGCCCCUCCUUAGCCCAGAGGAGCUCCCAGGACAGAGCUACGAUGCCGUCCGCCAGUGUCGCCUGGCCUUCGGUCCCGAGUAUACGGUGUGCCCAGGCAUGGACGUCUGUUCUCGGCUGUGGUGCGCUGUGAUCCGCCAGGGCCAGAUGGUGUGUCUGACCAAGAAGCUGCCAGCAGUGGAGGGAACGCCCUGUGGGAAGGGACGCAUCUGCCUGCAGGGAAAGUGUGUGGACAAGACCCGCAAGAAACACUACUCGGCGUCCAACCAUGGCAGCUGGAGCUCCUGGGGUCCUUGGGGUGUGUGCUCCAGAACUUGCGGAGGUGGGGUGCAGUUCGCCCAUCGUCUGUGCAACAACCCUCCACCGCGGAACAACGGCCGCUACUGCACUGGGAAGAGAGCCAUCUAUCGGUCCUGCAGUGUGACACCGUGUCCAGCAUUGAAUAAAACUUUCCGCCAGGAGCAGUGUGAGGUGCGCAACGGUCCCCAGACUGAUCCUAAAGGGGUGAAGACCUUUGUGGAGUGGGUACCAAAAUAUGCAGGAGUUCUCCCUAAAGAUGUGUGCAAGCUGACCUGCAGGGCAAAAGGAACAGGAUACUAUGUGGUGUUCUCUCAGAGGGUGGUAGAUGGGACGGAGUGUCGUCCUUACAGCAGCUCAGUGUGUGUAAAGGGGAAAUGUGUACGAACAGGCUGCGAUGGCAUCAUUGGUUCCAAGCUGCAGUUCGACAAGUGUGGUAUAUGUGGAGGUGACAGCACAGGAUGUAUACGUGUCGUGGGCAACUUCACCAAGAAGAGCAAGGGCUACACUGACAUAGUGAAGAUCCCUGCAGGCUCCACCCACAUAAAGGUUCGUCAAUACAAAGCCAAGGAUCAGACCCGCUACACUGCCUACCUGGCCCUCCGACGGCCCAAUGGCGAGUACCUCCUAAAUGGCAAAUUCAUGAUCUCCACCUCAGAGACAAUCAUCCUACUCAACGGUACUGUACUCAACUACAGUGGCUGGAGCCAAAGGGAUGAGUGGCUUCACAGCAUGGGGCCUGGGCCCCUCCAGGAAGCCUUGGUGAUCCAGAUUCUAGCAACAGAUGCUAAACAGCCCCUGGAUGUUCGUUACAGCUUCUUCAUGCCCCACCGGACUCCUCAGCAGUCGCUGGCUCCGUUCAUCCACAACCCAAAGUCUAUACCUUUGCAGAGCACGACGACGGUCUCAACCACGACAAGAACCAGCACCACCACCAGUACCUCCACUACAUCCUCCUCUGCUACCCCUACCCUGGUGCUAGGUCCAUCUACAGUUCCAGGCCCCUCAACCCCAACCCCAGCAUCCCAGUGGGUUACAGGUCCUUGGAUGACCUGCUCCAGGACUUGUGACAAUGGCUGGCAGAGUCGGACAGUGCAAUGUAAGGAUCCAGAUGGGAAACUGUCCAAAUACUGUAUACUGAGCACCCGCCCCUCUGCCUUCAAACACUGUCUGGUCAAGCUCUGUUGAGGGUGUAGGAAAGGAAAAAUGACCUGUAAGACAAGAAACAGUGUGUAGGGAGAUCUGUGCUUCUGAUAAAGGUCUCAGGUGCUGGAAGUAGGACUCAUGAAUGAACCAGUGAAUUUAAGACAAUGAACCUUAAUUGGACAUUGAAUGUUGACAGAAAGGGCAGGACCUAUUCACAGAGAGACUUGAACAGAUUGGUAUGGGUUAUAUUGAACAGGUUAACUUUUUGCCAGAUGAACGUCCUGGGAUCCUAGUAGCUCUGCAGUGCUCCCGUUCACAGAGGGCAUGACUGUGGCAAGUAUCACCCUGACAUAGCGGAGGACUUCAGCUGCAUGUUAUUUACACAUGGACUGUCUUUACUUCAGUUUCCAAACCCUGGAGGCCUAGUGUGCGUUGCCCUGUAAUGUCACUUGUGUUAUGUCUUUUGUAUGCUGUGUUCUAAUCACUGUGGGGAUUUGGAAGUCACACCCCUUUUGUCUUUUGUCAUGAGUGUGUCAGAGACAAGCGCCCCAGUGAUGGGAAGCACUCGUUAUUGUCAACUCUUCUGUCUGAUCUACAACCACCAUGCUAUGUGUCAGGGUCCUGGAUUGCAAUGCGCCUUAACAUGGCCGUUUUUGUAACUGAGGGGCACAUAAAAUUUGUUACUGAAAGAAUACUGAAAAUUCAUUGGAUGGUGGGUGAUCUUUGUAGCAAUGUUCAAAACAAUGGCUCAGCAACAACAGGAACUUAGAAAGCUGUCUUCCACUAAAAAUUACACAGGAUUUUUUUUCAUUACCAGCUUGACUUCUACUGACAUUACUGAAUAAAACAGUGGUCACCUUCAUUACUUGCUAAUAUUUGUCUCAUAAAGAACUGUACCAACCAGCCAGUGACUGAAAUGUCAGGAGAAAUGUUCAGGAGAAACACAUACACAUGACGGUUCUGGAUCAGCGCUACCCACAUACCCUGACUGUGAGUGUUCUCUGUCUCUGUUUGACUGAUAUUUCCAGUUGAAAACUGGCAAGCACAAGAAAAUGGAAGGCAGAUCAUCAACUAUUUUACUUGACAGUGCAUUCAAAAGGAAGUCUUUGACUAUGGUUUCCAGCAGGGUGAUUUGACGACCAAGAACGAACAGGUAAACCCAGGCAUGCUCUGCUCAUGUUCUUGAGAAAUUUCUCGUUUUUUGGGAAGGAUUUUUACCCUAGACAAACAAGUCUACUGAAUUUCACCAGUUCAGAGUAUAAACAGCAGUGUGCUGGGGUGAAAUAGAAGGGAGGGUAUGGUGGCCUUCAGAAGACAAAACUCACAACAGUUAAAUCGAAAAAGAGGCAAUAUAACCACGAGACUCCUUAACAUUUAGGGAGGUUAACAAUGAAUCACAGGUUUGGGGAAUUUUUUUUUUUUUAAAUGUGUAAGUGUCUCUUUGUGUGCAUGCUAGCACGUCCAUGCACCCAGGCCUGUGUUUAAAGCACAUACAAUAUGUACCGUGAAUAAGUGUUUUGUUCGCUACUGCAUCUUGAGGCUUCUUUAUUGUCCAGUAUGAGUUGUUACACUGGUGCUGGGAGGUUUACGGUCCUCGUGUUUUUUGCGGUAGUUAAUAUCUUUGUUUAUCGCUUUAGGAAAUGAUACUAAUUUGACAAUGUGUGCCCAGGAUAGUCACAAUGCAGUCAUUAAUAUCCUUUUGCAAUUCAGUUAUUUCUUCAUUUUUCUUUUAAUAACUCAGCCUCUGUUUUACUCUUACAUCCUGUGUUAAAAAAACAAAACAUGGUGGACAUUACCACGGCUCUCAUUGGCAGUAACAACAUCUCUCUGUGUGGCAGAUCUCACCCACCUGACACCCAACAAGAGAAAACAGCAUGAGAAACAUUUUCAGAUACUACAUGACGCAGGUCAACAUACCACUCAUGACUCACCUCCUGCCUCACACAUUCUCAUUUACUACACAAUGUAGACAUUUUUGAGCAUGAAUAGCUCUUUCAUAUAUGUAUUAGUAUUCAACCAUAUAUACACAGAAAUUUACACACACAAUUAUACAAUCCCUCACUCACAGUAUUUGAACGUUUCAGACAUGCACAUACACUUACACAACCUACUCUGACUCUUCCAGUGGGGACAUCGCUGAACGACAGAAACACAGCACUGAACUUGUAAUUUAUUGUUUGUACAACUGGUAUGUGUGAAUAAAAAAACAAUGAGAUGAGUUUUAUUUAUUAUAGUAAUUUUGUAUCAAAUUACUAUUUAACAUGGAAUAUAUGACUGUGCAGACUUUCCUUUGUAAGAAUAGUGUUUUUUUC